UGAUAUGUUGAAUGUUCAUAUUAUAUGUCAUACCCAUGAUGAUGUUGGAUGGAUUCAUACAGUUGAUGAAUACUAUAAUAUGUGGGUUCAUGAGAUAAUUACAUCUGCAGUAAAUGGCUUGAUGCAAAAUGAAAACAGAAAAUUCAUCUAUGUUGAAACUGCAUUUUUUUCCAAAUGGUGGGAACAGCAGACAGAAUUGACAAGAGAAUAUGUCAGACGACUUGUUAAUGAUGGUAGACUUGAAUUCAUUAGUGGUGGCUGGAGUAUGAAUGAUGAAGCAACAACACAUUAUCUAGGUAUUAUUGAUCAAAUGACUUUGGGCUUGAGGUGGCUCAAUGAAACUUUCGGAAUUUGUGGGAAACCUAGCGUUGGAUGGCAGAUUGACACCUUUGGUCACACUAGAGAGCAAGCUUCCUUAUUCGCACAGAUGAAAUUUGAUGGUGUUUUUCUUGGGCGAAUACAUUAUCAGGAUAAGUCAUGGAGAGAGAAUUCUAAAUUAUUAGAACUUGUGUGGAAAGCUAGUGAAAGCUUAGGUUCUGCCGCAAAUAUUUUUACCGGAGUUUUACCUAAUGUAUAUUGGCCCCCCAAAGGAUUUUGCUUUGAUGCAUUUUGUUCAGAUGAGGAUCUUACAGCUAAGAGCUAUGCUACUAAUCACAUUGUAAUGACAAUGGGUAUGGAUUUUCAUUAUAGAGAUUCUCUUUCUUGGUUCAAAAAUUUAGACUAUCUUAUCAGCUAUGUAAAUUCUCUACAAUCUGUUGGCAUGAAAGUUAAUAUGUUCUAUUCUACACCAUCAUGCUACUUAAAUAGUCUUCAUAACAGUAAUGUUACUUGGACCACCAUGAAAACUGAUUUCAUGCCAUAUGCUUCAAAGCAGCAUGAGUACUGGACGGGCUACUUCACUAGUCGCCCAGCACUAAAACUUCAAAUUCGAAAAUCAAAUGCUUUCUUUCAGGCCUGCAAACAAUUAGUAACUUUGGCUGAUGUAGAAAAUGCUAAUAUUUCCACAUUAUACAAAGCUCUUGGAGUUGUACAGCAUCAUGAUGGAAUUACAGGUACUGAAAAACAGCAUGUUUCAGAUGAUUACUCUAAAAUGCUUUCUGAAGGUUAUUCACAAUGCAAGGAAGCAGUAGGAAAAUCUAUUCGUCUAUUGUUGUCAAAUUCUACUAUAUUGCCUCGUCUUCAAUUUUGUGAUGAUCUAAACAUCAGCCAAUGUGUGUUCACUGAGAUUGAAAGCCAGUUUUUGGUAAUUGUGUUCAACUCCUUGGUUCAACCUGUGAAAACAUUUGUGAGAUUGCCUGUCACAGGAGAAGGAUACUUAAUAAGGCAAAUGAUGAGACGAAGAAGAUCUUUGCCUGCCCAAGUUUUGCCUAUUCCGCCUUCUGUAAUAAGCUUGCCAGAAAGAUCCAGCUUAGCAGUAAAUGAACUGAUAUUUCCUAUUACUAUUCCUCCGUUGGGAUUUUCUAUAUAUGGAGUUCAAAUGAUUCAAGAUUAUCAACCAGUCGGUGACAUAGAAAGUGGUCGUCUUUCCAUUACCAUACAAGAUGCUACAAUACAAAAUGAGGAGCUUAAAAUUAUCAUCGACGGCUAUUCUGGACUGUUAAAGGAAAUAAUUGUUUUAGAAACUGAUACCAGAAUUUCAAUUAAGCAGUCAUUUUAUUAUUAUGAAGGAAUGCCUGGCUACAGAAUUCAGAGAGCUUCUGGGGCAUAUGCCUUUAAUCCACAACAUGAUUAUGCAUAUCCUUUGGCUGAAAAUAUUACAUAUAGAGUGUUUAAGGGCCCUCUUGUAGAGGAAGUUCAUCAGUAUUAUGCCCCAUGGAUAAGUCAGAUUAUUCGGCUUUACAAAGGACAAAGUCACAUAGAAUUUGAUUGGGUUAUUGGACCAAUUCCAGUGCAAGAUCAUAUUGGAAGAGAAAUCAUUACCCGUUUUGACACAAGAAUGGAAAACAAUGGAAUAUUUUACACAGAUACAAACAGUAGAGAAACUAUGAAAAGAAUACGAAAUCACCAAGAAAAUUUUCCUUGGAAUAUUACUGAAAGAAUAGCUGGUAACUAUUAUCCAGUAACAUCCUGGAUUUAUAUUCGGGAUGAAUAUAAAGACUUGCAACUAUCUAUUUUACCUGAUAGGGCCCAAGGUGGCAGCAGUGUUGUGGAUGGUUCUAUUGAACUUAUGGUGCAUAGAAGACUUCUUUUUGAUGAUGGUUUUGGUGUAAGUGAAGCAUUAAAUGAACCUGGUUAUGACGGCCGAGGCUUGGUAGUAAGAGGUUCACACUAUUUAACUGUUGGAUCCAUUGAAAAAAUGACGGCUCUCAAUAAGCGUCUUGCAAAGUUGCGUUUUUAUAAUCCUGUAAUUUCUUUUGCAAGAAUGAAUUUUUCAAGUUUGUCCAGACAUUCUUUGAAUGAAUUUCGUGGUUUGAGAAGACGACUGCCUCAGAACAUUCAUGUAUUGACCCUCGAAAGAUUAGAUGACCAUAGGAUACUUUUACGAUUGGAACACUUCUAUGAGAAAUCAGAUGGAAACCGUAUGGCUGAACCAGUUACAGUUUCUCUUGCGAAUAUGUUUAGACCUUUUAGAAUAAUUUAUUACCAAGAAACUACUCUUGCAGCAAAUAAAUAUUUGUAUGAGGUAGAUAGAAUGGAGUGGCCAAUUCAGUCAGACGAAACAGAACGUGACUAUGAAUCUGAUCAACCUGAUGCUACUGUUAGUGAAGCAAAUAAUGUUUUAGAAACUGAAGGAGGUACCAUUAUUACAAGUGAUGGCGAAGAGGAUCAUUUACGAGUAGUUUUGAGCCCUAUGGAAAUACGAACUUUUAUUGUGAAAGUGGAUUAUGUUUCUCAUUCAUAAAACUUGUAUUAUGAUUUUUAUUGUUAUUGUUAUUAUUUUAUUUUUUAUUUAUUUUGUGUUUGUGUGUGUUACAUGACAUUUAAAAUGGCAUGAGCAUAAAUAUUUGUAAAUAUCAGGGACAGAAUCAAGAAUUGCAUCACAUUACAUUUUAUGUCAUUGAUAUUGUUGUGACGUUUUAGCCACAAAGUAUUUUAAUUUACUUUUAUUUGUAUAUUGAAUUAAUUUAAGUUAGAUGUU
Molecule: messenger RNA, 3079 nt
Organism: Uloborus diversus
Lineage: Eukaryota; Metazoa; Arthropoda; Arachnida; Araneae; Uloboridae
Product: lysosomal alpha-mannosidase-like
Exons: 23
Coding region: 5-2842 (945 amino acids)
Biological process (GO): mannose metabolic process
Cellular component (GO): lysosome
Molecular function (GO): alpha-mannosidase activity; carbohydrate binding
Source: RefSeq, a predicted model, not a curated record